AUGUUUUUGCUUCUUCAACUAAUUGUUAUCGUUGUGGCCUUCAUCUUUGAUGAACAUGAAGUCGCAGCACAAUAUGUACCACCUUACACUUCCAUAGUUGUUCCGGUAACUAAACAUAUCGAUGCUGCUAAGCCUCUUUAUAGCGUUCAGAUCAAGACAACAUAUGUAAACAUGGAUUACUUGCACGCAAACUUUCUAAUAGACGUCGAUGCUCCUUUCAUAUGGCAUGACUGCGUUCUACAAUGGAACAUAUAUCCAGGCAGUUGUCCUGCCAACACGCUUUGCACCUCCCCCGUUUCUUGUGAAGAAUAUCAAUGCACCGAUGUCCGAACUACAUACUCAUACGAGAAUCCUUCCUGCCCUCCGGUGACUAACAGUUCGACGUUACCUGGUUGGGGAUAUUGCACGUGUCCGGUCAACAUAGUAAACCCUGUUACCGGAUCGUGUAGCCAAGCCCUGCUCAACUAUAACGAAUUCACGGUGGAUGUUAGCAACGGUAGAAAUGUUUUGAAUGGUGUAUAUGGUGCAUACCCUAACGCCGCGUGUGUUCCUUCUUCGUCAUUUGCAUCAUUCCCUGCAAAUGUUACCGGGGUCAUGGCGUUUUCAUCCUCGCCUUACGCGUUCCCGGCUUAUUUAUAUCAACCACUCAAGAAAACGUUAGCUCUUUGUUUGCCUAGCUCCUCAUCUGCUCCGGGGGUUCUGUUUUUUGGAGCUGGUCCUUAUUACCUUCUUCCCCAUUUAAAUGUUGACGUAAGGAGUUUGCUUUCUUAUACUCCAUUGCUAAAGCAUCCAGAUUCUUUUGGAUACUUUAUCGGUGUCAAAGCCAUUGUAGUUAAACAGAGAUCAAUCGAUCUUACAGGGAUUACCACUACCAAGCUUAGUACAAUCGAGCCUUACACCACUCUCAGAAAUGAUAUUUACACACGUAUGGUCCAGAUGUUUUCAAUCGCUACCAUAGGAAUCCCUCGUGCUAGGCCGGUUGCACCGUUUGGCCUUUGUUUCAGGAACUUCACCAUUAGCAAUCGAGUUUCUUUUAAGGUUCCAGAUAUCGAUUUUGUUUUACCAGAUGGAAAGAAGUGGACUAUAUCCACGGCUAACUCCAUGAAGCAAAUAACAAAAGACGUGACAUGCCUGGCAUUCGUAGACGGCGGUGCAACACCUGAGCAUGCGAUCGUGAUUGGGACAUUUCAGAUGGAGGAUAACUUUCUGGAGUUUGAUUUAGAGAAAUCAAUUCUUGGGUUUAGUUCUUCGCUGUUACUUGAGCAGACUUCUUGUUCAAACUUCAACUUUACGGUGGUCAAUAUCAGUUGAAAAGAUAUUCAACUGAGAAUGAAUUAGUAUCCAUCAAUGUAAUAGUUUGCUUAAUUUCCUAUUAAACAACUUCUUGUUUAAUGUUC
Cynara cardunculus var. scolymus (artichoke) is the source of this 1397-nucleotide messenger RNA. Its product is annotated as basic 7S globulin-like. The record is from RefSeq and is a predicted model, not a curated record. Lineage: Eukaryota; Viridiplantae; Streptophyta; Magnoliopsida; Asterales; Asteraceae. Gene Ontology annotation, molecular function: aspartic-type endopeptidase activity. The transcript has a single exon. Gene Ontology annotation, biological process: proteolysis. Bases 1 to 1311 code for a protein of 436 amino acids.